CCCCCUGCAGAUGCCCAGCCUUCCCCUGGAGGUGGUGCUACAGCCGCCUGGAGCAGCGUGCGUGCGGUGGUGGAGUUGCUGGAGGAGGAGGAGGAGUGGAGCACUUUUUUUUGGGACACUUUUCUUUUUUGAAACGCUGCGGAAAAAAAAAACUUCCAGCGAAAGAAAUGACAGACUGUGGAAAGGAGCGCUUGGCUUGUUUUUCUUGGGUUUGCCUUGGGUUCAGCGUGGAACUGUGUCUUGUACGAAAGCUUGGAUGAAGUCCUGGGACGUGGGACGUUCUUCUAGCAACCUGAAAAAGCUUGUGAGGGAACUCCUCCGUACGUACGGCGUCUUCGUGCAACGUGGUUUCACCUGGUUUGGGGUUUUUGAAGGAGCGCGAGCGGCGCCGCAGCUCUGGACUUGAGCGAUUGACUAAUUGAGCGAUUGAGCGGUUGACCGGUAAAGUGGAUCAAGUGGAUCAGUGGAUGGAGCAAGUUCUGGACGCUCGUUUUUGGACACGGCUCGUGCUGCUGGCUUUGCGUGGACUGAACGGUGCGUGGAAGAAGUUGGACAGUGGUUCUGUUGGUCCAGUUUGAGCGUGGGUUCACUUUUCUGUACUGCACUUUAGGAUCCGGAGGUUCUGUUUGAUGUGUGUUGGAAGCGGGACAUUGGGGAAAUUGGGGGUUUGGAGCGAAACGAGCAGGGACGGGGCUUUGUAGAUGAUGAUCGUGAUGAUGUGAUUCUUCUUAUUUGUAUUUCUUCUCUCUCUCUUUUUCCCUUUCUCUCUCUUUCAUUCAUUCAUUCAUUCAUUCACAUAUAUAUUAAUAUUCUCCACGUCUCUCUUUCUGUUUCGCUCUCUCUCUUUUUCUCUCUUUUUCUCCUCUGUAGGAAGGGAGGGAGUGUGGGGGUGCUCUGGUGGGAGGUGGGAGGGUAAUUUAAAAGGACCUAAAAAUAAAAGCCUGGGUUUUUUUGGCUCCACAAAGAAGAUCAUUUUGAACUUCCUACCGCAGAAGCUGAAGGACGUAAAUAGUUCUGACAUGUGGAUGUAAUUUCAAGGAAGGGGGGAGUAGUGGGUGAGAGAGCGAGAGAGAAAGAGAGUGAGAGAGAGAAAGAGGCACUCUCACACUGAAGAGAAAGAGAGAGAGCAGAGUAGACUGUAGAAGAGUGGCUGAAUCAAAGCGCCAUCAUCCAUCUAUCCAUCCUCCAUCUAUCUCAAAGCUCUCAUCUCAUCUCCUUGGUUUCUUCUCGCACGUGGAGGAGGAGGAGCAGUAGUGAAAUGCAUGGUGAGGGGCUUCUUUGGAGGAGCUGAAGAAGACCUCCACCUUUAUCCAAGCCUCGAUCAACCAGAGAGAUCAACUUCUCCUGUCCUCGUGCUCUUCUCUCCGCGUAAAAGUGAAGUUGUGGAGCGCCCUGAGUGUCCGGAUGGGUUCCGCGCUCGUGGGCCACGGCGUGGGCUUCCUGCUCGUCAGCUCGCUGCUCAGCUUCAUGUGCACGCUGGUGGAGGCUGACGAUGUUCUCACCAAGGAGGAGCAGAUCUAUCUGCUGUUUAACGCCAAGAGGAAGUGUGAACGAGCCAUCAAAUCCAGACACAGAUUACCCGAAGGUUUCUGUAUGCCUGAGUGGGAUGGGAUCCUGUGUUGGCCUGAGGGGGCUCCUGGAAGAACCGUGUCCACAGCCUGCCCUGAAUACAUCUACGACUUUAACCACAAAGGCCACGCCUACAGGAGGUGUGACCUGAAUGGGAGUUGGGAACUGGCCACCAGUAACAACAAAACCUGGGCCAAUUACAGCGAGUGCGCAAAAUUCCUCCAUUACAACCACCAGAACCAGGAGAGGGAGGUGUUUGACAGGCUCUACCUCAUCUACACCAUCGGAUACUCCAUCUCCCUCGGCUCGCUGAUGGUGGCCGUGGUGAUCUUAGGAUACUUCCGGCGGCUGCACUGUACGAGGAACUAUAUCCACAUGCAUCUGUUCGUGUCGUUCAUGCUGAGGGCGAUCAGUAUCUUUGUGAAGGAUGUGGUUUUAUAUUCUGGGGCGGUGCUGGAGGAAACAGAGCGAGUCACUGUGGAGGAUCUGAAGUCCAUCACUGAGGCUCCGCCCGCCAACAAGACCCAGUUUGUGGGCUGUAAGAUCGCCGUCACGCUCUUCCUUUACUUCCUGGCCACCAACUACUACUGGAUCCUGGUGGAGGGGCUGUAUCUGCACAGCCUUAUCUUCAUGACCUUCUUCUCCGACAGGAAGUACCUCUGGGGCUUCACUCUGAUUGGUUGGGGAGUUCCGGCCAUGUUUGUGACGGUCUGGGCGAGUGUGCGAGCCACUCUCGCCGACACUGAGUGUUGGGAUCUAAGUGCAGGAAAUCUGAAAUGGAUCGUUCAGAUCCCCAUUCUCACAGCUAUAGUGGUAAAUUUCUUGCUGUUCUUGAAUAUAAUUCGAGUUCUGGCGACGAAGCUGAGAGAGAGUAACGCAGGAAGGUGUGACAGCAGACAGCAGUACAGGAAGCUGCUGAAGUCCACGCUGGUCCUGAUGCCGCUGUUCGGCGUUCACUACAUCGUCUUCAUGGCCAUGCCGUACACCGAGGUGUCGGGGAUUCCGUGGCAGAUCCAGAUGCAUUACGAAAUGCUCUUCAACUCCUUCCAGGGCUUCUUUGUUGCUAUUAUCUACUGCUUCUGUAACGGAGAGGUGCAGGCGGAGAUUAAGAAGUCGUGGAGCAGGAGAACGCUGGCGCUGGACUUUAAGAGGAAAGCUCGCAGCGGCAGCAACACCUACAGUUACGGGCCCAUGGUGUCUCACACCAGCGUGACCAACGUGACGGCCCGCGGGCCCCUGGCCCUCCACCUCACCACGCGGCUGGGGCCCGUCACCAACGGCCACCGGAACCUCCCCGGCUACGUGAAGAACGGCUCGGUCUCAGAACAGUCCAUCCCCUCCUCCGGCCAGGAGCUCCACCUCCAGGAGGAGGACACGUCCAAGAGCGUCCAGGAGGACAGCAAAGCCACGCCCCCUCCACUGGUGGAGGAGGAGAGGGAGACGGUCAUGUGACCCUCGGCGCUUCGGGCGAGGUCACGUGACCCUGGAGCUUCAGUUGAGAUCAUGUGACCCUGAAAACUUACAAUUGAGUCACGUGACUCCAGGAGCUUCAUUUCUGGUCAUGUGACUCCAGGAGCUUCAGCUAAGGUCAUGUGACUCGGAGAGCUUCAACUAAGGUCACGUGACUCUAAGAAAUUACGGUUGAGGUCAUGUGACUCCAGGAGCUUCAUUUCUGGUCAUGUGACUCCAGGAGCUUCAUUUCUGGUCAUGUGACUCCAGGAACUUCAUUUUUGGUCACGUGACUUGAGGAGCUUCAACUAAGGUCAUGUGACUCAGAGAGCUUCACUUAAGGUAAUGUGACUCCAGGAGCUUCAUUUCUGGUCAUGUGAAUCCAGGAACUUCAUUUCUGGUCAUGUGACUUAUGCAGAUUCAGAUGUGACUCAUAGAGCUUCAGGAACUUUGGUAUUGGUCGUAUGAUCACAUGGGCUUCAACGGAGGUCAUGUGACUCUGGAAGCUUCAGCUUAAGUCGAUGGUUGUUGAGUGUGUGUGUGUGUGUGUGUGUGUGUGCGAGAGUGUGUGUGUGUGUGUGUGUGUGUGUGUUUGAGAUAACGAGUGCGAGCAGAGCCUUCAUAUCUCAGGAUGUCCUCUCAGAUUAGCUGGAUUUGAUGAUCUGUAGCUAAGCGCUAACGGCGUGAAGCCGGUCUCUCAGAACUCUGGACGCCGGGGCGACUUCACGAGCAGCGAUUGGAGGACAAAAAAAGACUUAUUUUUCUUUUCUUUUCCCAAAAAAAUGUUGCAGAUUUCUGUAACACUAAUAUGUAAUAUACUGUACGUGUUUUUGAAUAUGUGGCGCUUUUUUUUUUUGUUUGUUUUUGUUUUUUUUGAAGGAUAAAUUUGCAAAGGAAAUUCAUCUCAUCUUCAUUAAGUAGAGCAUCGAUCAGCUUUUAAUGCUAAUGCUAAUUCUGAUUCUGGUUAAACUCGGAUGUGAGAAAUUCAAUGUGAGUUCAAGUCAGAUUUCCUGAGGGCGUGAUGGAAAAGCCUCAGAAAAACCCAACUUUAAAAUCCAAGAUGGCUGCCAAGAACAUUAGCAGCAGUAAGAUCAGUAUUAUAAUACAGUUUAUUUUCACUACUGUCUCAUUAGUGUCUCAUUAAAUCAGUCUUAAUCACA
Astyanax mexicanus (Mexican tetra) is the source of this 4178-nucleotide messenger RNA. RefSeq names its product parathyroid hormone 1 receptor (gene pth1r). Gene Ontology annotation, cellular component: plasma membrane. The transcript is spliced from 13 exons. Gene Ontology annotation, molecular function: G protein-coupled peptide receptor activity; parathyroid hormone receptor activity; peptide hormone binding. The record is from RefSeq and is a predicted model, not a curated record. Bases 1405 to 3021 code for a protein of 538 amino acids. Gene Ontology annotation, biological process: cell surface receptor signaling pathway; adenylate cyclase-activating G protein-coupled receptor signaling pathway; intracellular calcium ion homeostasis. Lineage: Eukaryota; Metazoa; Chordata; Actinopteri; Characiformes; Acestrorhamphidae.